This is a messenger RNA of Paramecium pentaurelia, 446 nucleotides long. Lineage: Eukaryota; Ciliophora; Oligohymenophorea; Peniculida; Parameciidae. The record is from the annotation of a GenBank genome assembly.
AUGGAACAACAUAAAUAAUAUUGUAAAAUCUCAAAAUAAGAUAGAAGAUAAAUUAUACACGAAGUUCUUGUAAAUAAGAGAUUAAUACUAGAAGUAAUUCUAUUUAUAUAUUAUAGGUGGCAAGAGAAUUCAAAGUAUUACCCUCAACCUGUAAAUCUAUUAUUAAUACAUAUAUUAAAGAAGGUAGAAUUGGAAAAAAAGAGAGAAGAAUUAGAAAACUGAAAAAAGUAACUGCAAUUUAUACAAUUACAUUAAACCCAUUAAAUCCACUUUCAUCAACGAUAUCUACUGAAUGUGAAAUUGCUGAAGUAGAGUAACCGUCUCUUUAAAGUAAUGUUUAAUAACAAGAACUUCCUUAGAAAAAACCUUAUGAUUUCUUAAGCUAAUGGACUGAAAACUAUAUUCAAGAUUACAAAAAGUACAAGUUUGGUUCAAAAUAUCAUUGA